This is a messenger RNA of Trypanosoma theileri, 3300 nucleotides long. RefSeq names its product putative zinc finger protein. Gene Ontology annotation, molecular function: metal ion binding. Lineage: Eukaryota; Euglenozoa; Kinetoplastea; Trypanosomatida; Trypanosomatidae. The transcript has a single exon. The record is from RefSeq and is a predicted model, not a curated record. Bases 1 to 3300 code for a protein of 1099 amino acids.
AUGUCUUCUAGCGACAAGGAAAGGGACACAGCGGAGAGAAACAUGCCGCCGUUGAAUGCCGCGGAUGAAAAGCAGGUAGAGCGUGCGGCGGCUGUGGCUGCUGGUAAUGGUAAUGAUGGUAAUGCUAAUGGUAAUGCUGAUGGUAAUGAUAAUCGUGGGGACUCCGGUGAUGGGCCCGUUGCCGAGGAGGAGAAUAACGACCACACACCGGCCGUUCUUCUGCACAUUCGACAGAACUUUGGUGUCAUGUCACGUGUGUUGGAGCGUGAGGUGUUCCGACGUGGGCUGAUCAAUAGUAGCGUGGAGGAGAUGUACUCAGCCUUUUUUCUGAUAGCGGGUCUGCUAAUAGAUAUCCUUAGAAGCGAAACGGAUCCACGCGCACUACGGGGACAAUUAGUGGAUAUGUUGUUCUCUAUUAUGGAACCAAACUACGGCGCUGAUCAUACCCGAAUGUUGGGGGCUAUAAUUGAGCAAGUUGCGGAUGAUGUAUUCUUGUUUCAAGCUAUUCUCUCUUCAGCUGCACUAGAUGCGUUGGUCCAACGCGCUCAAGGAUACAUGAACCCCCAAACCUCACGCUCUGUUGGGGCUGGUAUAAGUGGUGGUGUCUCUGGUAACUAUAGCGGUGUGCCAAAUGAAAAUGUGCGUGGCGCGCAGACAAGCUACAACACCCCCGCAAACACCAACACAAUGGCAACAGCGAAUGCUUCCAGCAACACCGCCGCCACCGUGCGUCCCUCCUACGCAGACUACUACAAGGAACGGCGAAUGGAGCCAUCAGGCGAUCUAAAGAUUGUUCGUGGCCCUAAUACAUACACGGAAAGCAAUAAUGCGCCAGUUUCCAGUCAACCAGAGGAGGAUGUGAUGCCAAUGGCAAAUUCCGGUUGGGUAAAUGCACAGAGAAAACAACUUGCAGAUCACGACCGUGACGCAUCUGUUCAUCUACAGCAGCAACAUCAUCAUCAUCACCACAUACAUCAUCGCGUCCCCUUUAACCAGUACCCCCAACAACGGCAUCAAAUUCCUAAUGUAGCCCACCACCAUCAGGUGGUAGUAGGGAGUGGUCCAUUGGGAUUACAACCACAACAUCAGCAGCAACAUCAAGAAAACCCUCAAGGAGAGCCAUUCCCGCGUCUACCAUUACCGCAGGGACCUCACAAAAGGGUUAUGGAUCGUAUGCAGCUUAAUACACAAGAGCCUGAUGAACCGCAUUCACGUGGUCUGGUAUGGCCUGGUGCACCGUCUUCUACUGGGCCACAGCAAGACUCCAUGACAGUACCGCAGCCUUCUUAUCAUACGCCGAACUCACCACCGACCCCAACACCACAUUUAAAUCAUCAUCCCCAGCACCAUCAUCAUCAUCAUCAUCUGUUGCAGCAUCCUCAUCAGAUUCAUCAUCAGCUUCAACAUCAACAUCAGCUUCAGCAUCAACAUCAGCAACAACAACAACAACAUCAACAGCAUCAUCAGAUUCCAUCCCCGAAUUCACCAACGCGCUCCAGACCUCUCGUACAGCAUCGACAUUCUGUUACACAUUUUGUGCCACCAGGUUCUAUGUCAAAGCCACUGAGUCCACAGUCUACUGCGCAGGUAACUCCACAGUUAACACCACAACCACCGGCAACAACACCUCUUCCAAAUUCUCAAAGGGUAGUGGUUCAUCAUCAUCAUCAUCAUCAUCUUCUUCACCAACAGCACCACCACCACCACCACCAACAACAACAACAACAACAUCAACAACAACAACAACAAUCGCCGCUUCCGCAUGAACUUCCACUUCAACACUCGAUAAUGCCAAGAGUGUCUACCCCACCACACUCAUCUUAUCAAGUUAUGAAGCAUGAACCUAUAGCCCCACCUGAGCCGAAACCGACAACUACACAUAACGUUGAAGCUGCAGCAGCAACGACAGGAGCGCCUAUUAGGCCUCAUUUUCAUCAUCAUAUUUCUGCCCACCCUAUUAGGGUGCCACCUCCGGCAUCUCCUCAAACGAAUGCACCAGCUUCAGUAGGAGGAGGAAUCUCAGUGGGAGUUGGUGGAGGUGGAGGAGAAACGAGUUCACAUGGUGGACAUGGAUUGAUGAUACCUACGCAUCAUCAUUCAAUUCAUCACGCUCAGCCGAUACGAGCGAUGAUGCCACUACCACAACAACAACAACAACAACAAUAUCGACAUCCGACAUCAUCAGCUGCUGCUCCUAUGUCUAUUGAUGCGCUUAGCGACGAAGAUAUGAACUGGACAUCAUCUCAAGCGACCUCAAUGCAUUCAGGAGUACAUGAGCUUCGUUGCUUCCUUCGCAAUCAUAUGGUACCUGAGAAUGUCAUCAACGCACUCGUUAAGACAUCUCUUACAUUAGAGGAUUUAAUGUCAAUCCCACGUGAAAUAUUUGAUGAGCAUAUUAAAAAAGAACUUGUUUCUGCUAAUCAUCGGGAAUUUGUUUGGGCUAUUUUGCACCCCAACGAAAAACCACUAUCUGAGAAGGAUGGUCCUGAGAUGAAUGAAUUACGAAACUUUAUUCACAACAAUGCUAUUCACAAUAAUAUGUCACAGGAUGGAGAAGAAGAGAACUCAGCGAGUAGACGCUCUCGUCCAAGCAAAACGGUGCUUCAAGUUCCCCAACCUAGAACAUCUCAGAGUAAACAGCAACAACAACAACAACAGCAACAGCAACAGCAACAACAACAACAACAACAAUCUGGUAAAGGAGGUGAAUGUAAGGCAGUCAUUUGGCUUUCAGGUGUUACUACUACACAAAUGCCGAGUGUUCUGGAAGAGGUUUCUAAAUAUGGUAAGGUGCUACAGCAUGGGACAUCUUCCCAAAGGCCUAAUUUGGUGUACUGUAAGAUGGGAGAUCACAAGAACGAUUUGCAGAUGGUUCGUAAAAUAGGAUCUGCUGUUCUGGAGGAAUACUAUCGAGUGCCUCCUGGUGACAUAGCUGACGGAAUUCCGGCAACACCAACAAGUCGUCCUGAUGAAGCUGAGGACAGUGCCACCAAUAAGGCGCGCCAUAAGGUAAGUGGAAACACUCACCCCUACCCACAACAGCAGCACCAAGGCAAUCCCCAUCGCAGUAGCUUUGGGGAAGGAGAUGAAGAAGAUAUCGAUGCUGAAGAGGCCAGGAAUCACCGCAAGAGUUUGCGACACACCAGAGGACGCGGCCGUGGCGGACACCACAGCUACCACUCUCAUCGUCACAGUGACGGAAGUAGUCAGGCGUUAUGCAGAUUUUUCACUAAAGGUACGUGUAGAAAUGGGGAUCAGUGUCCGUACAUUCAUCCGAAAGCAAACUCAAGCCGUUCGUGA